Messenger RNA from Camellia sinensis, 3132 nucleotides. Its product is annotated as protein STRUBBELIG-RECEPTOR FAMILY 3. Gene Ontology annotation, molecular function: ATP binding; protein binding; protein kinase activity. Lineage: Eukaryota; Viridiplantae; Streptophyta; Magnoliopsida; Ericales; Theaceae. Gene Ontology annotation, biological process: protein phosphorylation. The record is from RefSeq and is a predicted model, not a curated record.
GUUUUGAUUUUUCUUUUUUCUUCUAGAGAGAGAAGAGAGAGAGAGAAAGAGGUUCAGCGUCUUCAGACGACUCUUUUUGCUAGUCUCUGCAACUUGCUACGCUUUAGCUUUCUUCUUUCUUAAUCAAUCUCGAACAAGGGUUAGGGUUUUCUCUCUCUAGAUUUGAGUGCUAAUAAUAAAUCACUCAUUGAUUUUUGGUUGGAGGUUGAGUGAUGAGAGGAGGCUCGUUAAAGUGAGGGAAUUGAAGAGAAAGGUUGGGUUUUAGACAAUGGGUCUCAAGAGAUCUGCUAUAAAGUGCUUGAAUUUGGAGAUCUAUGUACGGGUCUUUGUGGGGCUUGUUUUGAUCUCCACGGCACAAAUUUCGCGUGGAGACACUAAUCUUGCUGAUGUUGCUGCAAUUAAUAGUUUUUAUGCUGCACUUGGAAACCCUCUUCUUCCUGGAUGGGUUGCUAGUGCUGGAGACCCAUGUGCUGAGGCUUGGCAAGGAGUUCAAUGUAACACUAACAAUUCCGUAAUCUCUAUAACUCUUAUUGGUGCCAAUUUGGGAGGACAACUGGGUAACGACCUAGGUUCAUUUACUUCUAUACAAACAAUAGAUCUAAGCAACAACCACAUUGGGGGUAGCAUUCCGACCAAUCUUCCAGUUACCUUGCUGACCUUUUUUCUUUCAGAUAACCAUUUCACUGGAAGCAUCCCAAGUUCUUUAUCCUCUCUAAGUCAACUGCAAGCUAUGUCUCUGAAUGACAAUCAAAUAACUGGAGAUAUACCAGAUGCGUUUCAAGGCCUUACAGGAUUGGUCAAUCUAGAUUUAUCCAGCAACAAUUUGAGUGGGCAGCUGCCAACUUCGCUGGAGAAUUUGUCAUCUCUGACCACCCUUCAUUUGCAGAACAACCAGCUUUCUGGGACUCUUGAUGUUUUGCAAGAUCUUCCACUCAGAGAUUUGAACAUUGAGAAUAAUUUGUUUAAUGGACCUAUACCUGACAAGUUGCUGAGCAUUCCUAAUUUCAAAAAAGAUGGGAACCCAUUCAACACUACUAUUGCUCCAUUACCUUCACCCAUAUCCCCAACAACACCCAUAUCCCCAACAACACCCACAUCCCCAACACCACCUCCAGCACCACCGGUUUCUGGGGCACCAUCUUCUGAACAAACCCCUGGGAAAAAGGCUGAUGGACCAUCUGCACCGGAAUCAAAUUCUAUAAGUACCAAAAGACACUCAACUACCGCAAGGGUAGUUUGGAUAUCAAUUGUUGGGGUGGUGUCAUUUAUAGUGUUGGUAUUAUCAAUUUUGCUCUGUAUGCCAUUGUGUCGGAGAGGAAGACCAGAGGCUGACAGAAUUUCCAAGCGGCAUGAAGUAGCUCCAUAUUUAGGCAGUAGAGAUAAUCCCAUGGACAGUGAAUCCUUGGUUCAACCGAACAAUCAAAUUGAGAAAGUUCCAAAAGUGGCAGUUGUGAGGCCAAAGGAGGAGCAUCAAACAGGGUCGAGAAGAACAAGCUUGAUGCCAAAGCCACAAAAUGAGAGGGAGCUUAACGUGCAAAGACUGAGUGGAAUACCAAAACGGUCUGAUCAUGAAAUUGACAUGACCAGAUUUGAUAUUGAUUCAAUGCGGCCCCCACCCCCACCACCGCCACCUCCUCCACCACCUCCACCUCCUAAUUUUGAGAGGGUCAUUGUAAAUCCAAUCGCACCUGCUUCAGCAACUGCAGAGAGGCCUUCCACCAAAUCUCAAAGUCCUCAAAUUUCUGUGAAGUCUUUCACAAUAGCAUUUCUUCAGCAAUAUACAAACAGCUUUUCUCAAGAAAAUUUUAUUGGAGCAGGCAUGCUAGGAAGUGUUUAUAGGGCAGAGCUUCCUGAUGGAAAGUUACUCGCAGUCAAGAAACUGGACAAGAGAGUUUGCAGUCAGCAGAAAGAUGAUGAGUUUCUUGAUCUGGUGAACAAUAUAGAUAAAAUUCGUCAUGCUAAUGUUGUUGAGCUCAUGGGUUAUUGUGCUGAGCAUGGUCAAAGGCUUUUGAUCUAUGAAUAUUGCAAUAACGGCACACUGCAGGAUGCUUUGCACUCAGAUGAUGAAUUCAAGAAACAACUUUCGUGGAAUAACCGCAUCCGGAUGGCCCUUGGAGCUGCUAGAGCCUUAGAGUAUCUACAUGAGAUCUGUGAGCCACCUAUUAUCCACAGGAACUUCAAAUCUGCCAAUGUUCUCCUCGAUGAUGAUCUUGCUGUACUUGUCUCUGAUUGUGGGUUGGCUCCUUUAAUAUCGUCAGGCUCCGUGAGUCAGUUGUCGGGACAGCUCCUAACAGUUUAUGGUUACGGAGCUCCAGAAUUUGAGUCAGGAAUUUAUACCACGAAGAGUGAUGUUUACAGCUUUGGAGUGGUGAUGUUAGAACUCUUGACUGGAAGAAAGUCAUAUGACAGCACGCGAAAUCGAGCAGAGCAAAUUUUGGUGAGAUGGGCAAUCCCUCAGCUUCAUGACAUUGAUGCUUUGUCAAGGAUGGUUGAUCCUUCUUUACAUGGAGAAUACACUGCUAAAUCGUUGUCACACUUCGCUGACAUUAUUUCCCGAUGUGUUCAGACGCAGCCUGAGUAUAGGCCACCAAUGUCUGAAGUUGUUUUGGACCUCGUUCAAGUGUUACGGAGGGAGUCUCCAACUAGAUUGGAUGGGGACUGACUUGGAUUAGGCAGUGCACGACACACUGGUAAUUGAGCUCAUGAAUAGUGAAGAUGGCAAAGGUUUGAUUUUCCAGAUUUGAACCCAUGAACAUACAUCUGUAAACAUGCUGCAGAGUUGACGUCCCUGCUAACACAGCCCACAGUUCACAUAUCAAAACCGUGCCCAUCGAAAAAUGUUCUGGAAAUCAGAUACAGAUAGUUUUGGUUGUGAUUGGUUGUCCUUAUUCUUUGGGCCAAUUGUGUUCAUUUAAACUAUGCAAGGAUGGCUUAUGCUGCAUAAAAUUUCCUAACCCAGUCAUUUAAUAAUGUUUAUUUAUGAUAUAAUUGUUGAUAGUGAUGUUUGAUUGUUCCCCAGGAUUGUUUUCCUAUUGUUUGAUUAGAUUUUGUUUAACUGAAGAAUGAUAUUCAUAAAUUCAUUUGUAGGGAAGACCGAGUACAAUUUAUGAAUCUUGUGGUAGUUACGAUGUU